Striga hermonthica is the source of this 302-nucleotide messenger RNA. NCBI's taxonomy places the organism in Eukaryota, Viridiplantae, Streptophyta, Magnoliopsida, Lamiales, Orobanchaceae. The record is from the annotation of a GenBank genome assembly.
GGGAAAUGAUGGUGGGGCCUGCGAAGGCGCUCUUCAUGGACGAGAUAUCGAACGGUCUCGACAGCUCGACCACUUACCAAAUCGUCAACAUGUUGAGGCAGUACGUACACAUCAUGAAAGGCACGGCUUUCAUCUCCCUUCUUCAGCCGGCUCCCGAGACUUACGACCUUUUUGACGAUAUUGCCCUCCUGUCCGACGGUCAAAUCGUCUAUCACGGCCCACGCGAAAACGUGCUCGACUUUUUCGAGUCCAUGGGGUUUAAGUGCCCUGAAAGAAAAGGAGUUGCCGAUUUCUUGCAAGAG